Anisakis simplex (herring worm) is the source of this 576-nucleotide messenger RNA. The record is from the annotation of a GenBank genome assembly. Lineage: Eukaryota; Metazoa; Nematoda; Chromadorea; Rhabditida; Anisakidae.
AUGUUCACCGUUCAAAGACGACCGUCAGAUGCAAAAAAACCUCGUACGGAACUGAAUAUGUCACUGAAACGAAGAUGGUUCGAGUUGAGACGACUUCUGAGGAAAAGGUCGGUCACGUUCACCGUGUUUGCAGUUUGUCUGUUCAUAUUCGUGUUCAGUAUGGCCUAUGUUCAUGACUCACCACAGGAACGACGUGCCGAACAUGCGGAACAUGGACGAAAUAUGCAUGAACAUGUCUUCGGGCGAGGUGAUCGAGUUGAAGUUGAAAAAGAACGCCUGGUCGGUAACGUGAACUACGACGAAGACGAUGUGUUACCUGGUGACUCAGAUCCUGAAACAGUUUUCAAAGAAGGCGUUUUGGGCAAUUUCGAGCCGAAAGAGGCACAACCUAGACCCGGACAACAUGGUGAGAUGGGUGCACCAGUUUAUGUGGACAUGAAUAAACCGGAAGUGAGAGGUGCGGUAAGUGAAUUCGGUUUCAAUACAAUUGUCUCGGAUAUGAUCUCAAUGAAUCGAAGUGUACCGGAUGUUCGGAUGGACGAGUGUGUUUUUGAUUUGUUAAUUUUAAUCGGUUAA